UCAAACAUUUAUGAAGUGGCUACUUACUAUGCUAACCACCGAGGAUACCCAGAUAAAAACGGAACAGGAUCUGCUCUCAAGGAACUUAUAUUCUGUGGGUGAGGUGGGGCUAACCCCACAUAUGCGAAACCCAGUCUCCUCCAACAGCCCCGGACCGUGUCUCCCCGCCCAGUUCCGGCCCUUAGGAUGCCCCUCACCCCCACCCAAUGGGUCACAAUAGGGCCAUGGUAGCCUCUCAGGAGCUGGGACUGGACUGGAGAAGAGGGGCCCUGGCAGCUCCAACAGCAGGGCCCCCAGCCCCCCGGCCCCCAGCUCCUCUAUUCCAUCUGGGGCUGGCUAAGUUCCGGGACCAGCGGGGUCGCCAACGGCGGGGAUGAGUUGCAGGAGCAACUCUGAAAACACCGACAACUCCAACAACUCCGAGGUUUCUCGGCUCUGGAAGCUGUGAGUGACAGGAGCCGUUGGCCCCUGCUCUCGCAGAAGUUCCUCCCCUCCCGUCCCUGGAGGCCACUUCUCCGUUCUAGACUCCUCACUAGCUCUCCACACCUUCUCCACCCCACCCCGAGGCCCCUAGGCAGGUCCUACGAUCUCUGCUCAGGAGCUCCUGCUAGGUUAGGGCCUGGGAUCUGGGGACAGAAGAGGAGUUUUAGGAGGGCUCUGGUCGGGGGAGGGGAGUAAGUCUGGGAGAUGGAGGACGUUGGGAAGACGCUUGGGAGUGGGAUUAAUUCCUCAGAGGCCCCUCCAGCUGCGGUCUCUUCGGCCCAAACUCCGGCCAAUAACCCAAGAACCCCACCCGCUGUGCCUCUUGUACUCGGUCCCCCCAGAUUACAAGAUCUGCAGUUCGAAUGCGGGCAAUGCAUAAACUGCCUCCAGUCCCUGGAGCAGAGGAGGAAUUCCCGGUGCUGGAGAUGGAUUAACGAGUGCACUACCGCGUUCUCAGUCCAGCAAGAGCAAGACCAGGAGGAGACUCAAGAAGGGGAUGAGGAUGAGGACGGGGACGGGGAAGGGGAAGGGGAAGGGGAAGGGGACGGGGACGGGAACAGGAACGGGGACUGCGCCCUGUGUUUGAUUCUGGCCCCGAACUCGCCUCGCCACAGCGUCACAGGGAGCAGCUCCCAAUCUUCUGAGUGUCCUCCUUCAGAAAGGCAAGGUUGGGCGCCCGAUUUUCAGUGGCCGAAUCCACUGGAGCUAGCCUUGGACGUGUCCGCGCUAUUGGCUCUGCUUUCCUUUCUUCGAGCCGACGAUUCCGGAAUGCUGCUGCUCUUCGCCGCGUGGCUCUUUAUCCUUUACCUCUUGGUCACGAUCCCCCUGGUGCUGAUGCUUGGCAGCAGGCGGCGAUCUCGCCGGAGGCGGGCUCCGAGGCGAUAUUAAGCCAGAGCUCCUGGUCUAGCACGCGCUCAGCCCGGAAGGCAAAAAGCUCUCCUCCUACUAGAGUCCACAGUUCUUAAUAUCCAGGUGAAUCCCUGGAGUACAAGUUCGUUACCAGAAUCCGGAUCCAUCUCCUUAAUCUCCGCCCCAGCCCGCAAUCACAAUCUUAAACUGAAAAGCAAACACAUGAGCCCAAAAUAAAGUCUCAAGGAACAAGAACCCCAGCCCAAAACAGGACCCAGAAUGUAACACGCUUGAAAAAAGGAAUAAAGGGGCCCUGGGCCAGCUGCCUCUCA
Molecule: messenger RNA, 1664 nt
Organism: Monodelphis domestica (gray short-tailed opossum)
Lineage: Eukaryota; Metazoa; Chordata; Mammalia; Didelphimorphia; Didelphidae
Source: RefSeq, a predicted model, not a curated record